AUGGCUGAAGUCCCGGAGUCCGGCUCGUUGGAAGGAGGAGACCUGGAGAAUGGGGCACGGGAACUGCCUGCUCCUCUGGAAACGGCUCAAGAUGCCGAAGCCGACGCCACGGCACAGGGAGGCCCCGAGCUGCCUGUGGAGACUGACCGGGAACCCCAGCCGCAGGUGGAGGAAGAGGACCUCAAAGUGGGGGCGCCAGAGAACGCGCACCUACACCUAAAACCAGCCAGCUCGUCCGGCGGGGAGACGCCCAAAGAGUCGGAGGGAGGCUUUCCUAGCGAGACUGAUCUAGAGAGUCCCCAGGAGGCCGAGUCAGAGACGGUCAGAGAGAUCGUAGGAGAGCUUUUCAAGGAUUUGGAGGCUCUUACGCAUGAGGAGGAGCCAGAUUUAGAGCCACGGAGGGAGGCCAAAGUAGAUGUUGCAGAGGAUGUGCCCAAAAAGUCAGCUAAGGAAACAGAUCCGGAGCUACCAGAGGAGACCGAGGCUGAAGUUCCAGGGGCCUCAAUCAGUGAGACAAGAUUAGAGUUACUAGAAGAGGCCGAACCAGAAGUUCUGGAGGAUUCACUUACAGAGCAAUAUGAAGAAACAGGUCUGGAACCUCCGGAGCCAACCAAACCUGAAUUUCCAAGCGAGAAACCAAGAAAAUUGUUUGAAGAGGCAGAUCUACAGCCGCCAAAGAUGACCACACUGGAGAGUCCAAAGGAAGCCCAAAGAAAGUCACCUGAGGAGAAAAGGACAGAGCCUCUUGAAGAGACCAAAUCAGAAUUUCUUGAAGAAAAAUCAAGAAAAUCAAUUGAGGAAAUAGGUCUGGGGCCAUCAGGAAAGACCAAACCAGAAGCUCAGGUGGAGACACUGAAAGAAUCAACUGUGGAGAAAGUUUUAGAACCACUAGAGGAAACUAAACCAUCAGAGCAAAAAGAUAAGCAAAGAAAAUCAACGGAGGAGACAGGACUAGCACCACCACAGAAGUCCAAAUCAGAGGAGACAGUAGGAGAGUCAACAGAGGAGAAGGGUCUAGAGCCAAAGUUUCCAAAGAUAGAACCAAGAAAAUCAAGUGAGGAAACAGAUCAAAUGCCACCACAGAAGACCAAACCAGAGAUUCAGAAGAAGACACAAACAGAGAAAGAUUUAGAGUUACCAGAUAAACCAAAACUACCGCUAAGAAUAGAGUCAUGUACAGAAGUUUCCAAGGAAGAUAUGCCAAAACCAGUCAAACUUAACCAUUCUGUAGACAAGGAUGAGCCCUUGUCAGAACACUCUGACUAUCAAACAAGAAAGCUCUCAGUAAGUGAAAUCAGGAAAGCUAGAAGAGAAACUAUGUUCAGGUCGCUCACAAUAAGCGAAGCAGGCUCAACAAAUACAGAUUAUGAGCUUUCUAAAGGUUUUAGCGAACUGUUUGAGCUUACUGAUACCGGUAGUGAGUUAUACUCUUACCUCACAGACUCUCAGAGCGAUUCAAGAGAUUCUUUUAGUGAAAAAGUUGUAGACUUAGAGAAACAGCCACACAAAGAUCAAGACACCCAGCCAAAAGAAAGCAUGCAGCCACGAUUUGACUAUCUUAAAUGGAGCCCAGAGAAAGUUGCAGAGUGGAUUAGUGAGCUAGGCUUCCCUCAAUACAAGGAGUGUUUUACUACAAACUUCAUCUGUGGCCGAAAGCUCAUUCAUGUAAACUGCUCAAACCUCCCUCAGAUGGGGAUAACAGAUUUUGAGGACAUGAAGGUAAUUUCUCAGCAUACGCGGGCACUCCUCGGAAUUGAAGAGCCAUUGUUCAGACGCUCCAUCACCCUGCCCUACAGGGACAAUAUUGGCUUAUUUUUAGAGCAAAAAGGUCAUACUGGGGUAAAAUCUGAUUCCUUGACGUUCUCUGAAUUUGUGCAAGCAGCAGGAUUACAGGAUUAUGCUCCAAAAAUAACUACCCCUGGAAAAAAUGAAGAAUUGUAUUACACUGAACCAUAGGGAAAAGCCA
Nyctereutes procyonoides (raccoon dog) is the source of this 1966-nucleotide messenger RNA. It is a transcript of the gene SAMD15, whose product is annotated as sterile alpha motif domain containing 15. Gene Ontology annotation, molecular function: protein binding. The record is from RefSeq and is a predicted model, not a curated record. The transcript is spliced from 3 exons. The coding region runs from base 1 to 1956 and encodes 651 amino acids. NCBI's taxonomy places the organism in Eukaryota, Metazoa, Chordata, Mammalia, Carnivora, Canidae.